CCGCCCUGUCCCGCCCGGCCGCCUGAGGGAGCGCGGCCCCGCCUCCCGCUGCCGUUUCCGGGCGCCAUGGCGGUGCUGGCGGCCAACCCCAACAACCCCGUGGUCUUCUUCGAUGUCACCAUCGGCGGGCAGGAGGUCGGCCGCAUGAAGAUCGAGCUGUUCGCCGACGUCGUGCCCAAAACCGCGGAGAACUUCAGGCAGUUUUGUACAGGUGAAUUCAGGAAAGAUGGUGUUCCUAUAGGUUAUAAAGGAAGCACUUUCCACAGGGUAAUAAAGGAUUUCAUGAUUCAAGGAGGUGACUUUGUAAACGGAGAUGGCACUGGAGUAGCCAGUAUAUAUAGGGGUCCUUUUGCAGACGAAAACUUCAAGCUGAAACACUCUGCUCCUGGUCUACUUUCUAUGGCAAACAGCGGUCCAAGUACUAAUGGCUGUCAGUUUUUCAUUACGUGCUCCAAAUGUGACUGGUUGGAUGGGAAACAUGUUGUGUUUGGUAAAAUCGUUGAUGGGCUGUUGGUAAUGAGAAAAAUUGAAAAUGUGCCUACGGGUCCAAAUAACAAACCCAAGCUGCCAGUUGUGAUCUCCCAGUGUGGGGAAAUGUAAAGCAGUGGAACAGAAAUGCGAUUGCCUGCCUUGCAGGGCUGGGCAUCAGACAGCCUCAAUCAGCAGAAGCAGUCAGCCUCCAGGAGAGCCGAGCAGUCUGUCAUACCCCAAGCAGAUGUGUUUUGGACCGCGUAGGCUCUUUGCUAGAGCCUGGGGAGGUGAGGGGCAUGGGGCUGAGCUGGUAAGUACCUGCCGCUUGGCAACAUAGCUCACCUGGAAGCUUCUCCAUCCUGGUUGAGCAGCAGGGCACCAUCUCUUUGCACCCUGUGACUAAGUGCUGCCUUGGCAGGGGCCCAUCCAAGCCCUCAUCCGGCUGGGACUCAGUGGUAAUUGGUAAGGGUGCUGAAGGGCUGCCCCCAAGGGGAUGCUUAGCACACUGGUGGCAAAGAUGGUGCAGCGAUGGGUCCCCCGGAGACGUUGGCUCCGUUCUCGGUGGUUGCUGGUGACCUUUCCCUCCCCUAACAUGGAAGGAAUCAUGUAGCCAAGGGC
Molecule: messenger RNA, 1089 nt
Organism: Oxyura jamaicensis (ruddy duck)
Lineage: Eukaryota; Metazoa; Chordata; Aves; Anseriformes; Anatidae
Gene: PPIH
Product: peptidylprolyl isomerase H
Exons: 10
Coding region: 67-600 (177 amino acids)
Biological process (GO): protein folding; protein peptidyl-prolyl isomerization
Cellular component (GO): intracellular membrane-bounded organelle
Molecular function (GO): peptidyl-prolyl cis-trans isomerase activity
Source: RefSeq, a predicted model, not a curated record